GAAGAAGAUAAGAUUUUGAAAUAUCUCAGAUUUUCUUUCCCUCUCCGCCAUUAACAAUCCACACACCUCAAACCCCCAAAUUUCCAGUUCAUUCACCACUAAAACCCUAACAAUUUCAAUGUCGAAUACUUCAACAUGAGUUCCGCAACCAGCAUGACCACCGCUCCGGCCUGUUUUCGCCGGAACUUUGUUCCACUAUCGCCGUGCAGCUCCUGUUGUGACCUCCGAUUUCAUCCGUUCAUUUCUCCGUACGUCAAUUAUGACCGUAGACGGAGAUUUCAACCUGUUAAAUGUGUUUCUAGGUUAGUGGUUAGUGGCAACCGAGUGGUUAAAUGCAAGGCGGUUGAAGCGGAGACUGGACCGAGUGAAGAUGAUGAUAAAGAAAAAGAAGUGCAUGAAGUGGUUGAAGCUGCAGAAUCCACAAAUUCAAGUAGUUCAACCAUUGAUGAUGAUAAAGGAAAAGAUAAGGGGAAGCCUAGUCAGUUGGAAUUACUCAACAAAUUCCUGGAUGGUAACAAGGCUCAAGAGCCCAGCGAGAAUAAAGUCCAAUCAAGUCAACUGGAGGGGCUUAACAGAUUACUAAAUACAGAUGUUGUCGAGGCUGAACCUAAAGAAGUCACUAAGGAGGCUGAUAAUAUAGAGAUUACAAGCGGAUCACCGCUGCCAGGUGUGAAGCCACAGGAACUUGAUGACGUAAUCAUGAUCCCAAAGGAAACCAUCGAUAUACUUAAAGACCAAGUGUUUGGAUUCGACACUUUCUUUAUUACUAGCCAGGAGCCAUAUGAGGCUGGGGUGUUGUUUAAAGGAAACCUGCGAGGAUCGGCUUCUGUGAGUUACAAAAAGAUCGAAAAACGGCUGCAGGACACUUUUGGGGAGCAAUAUAAGCUCUUUCUUUUGCUGAAUCCCGAAGAUGAUAAACCUGUGGCGGUUGUGGUUCCAAAAACGACCUUACAACCAGAAACAACUGCUGUCCCUGAAUGGUUUGCUGCAGGGGCUUUUGGAUUAGUUACAAUAUUCACAUUACUACUACGCAACGUGCCAGCAUUGCAGUCCAACUUGUUAUCCGUUGUUGACAAUAUCGAUUCAUUAAAGGAUGGGAUUCCUGGAGCCCUGGUGACUGCACUUGCUUUGGGUGUACAUGAAAUCAGCCACAUUUUGGUAGCCAGAAGUGCAGGCGUUAAGCUUGGGGUUCCGUUUUUCGUACCAAGUUGGCAGAUAGGCUCGUUUGGUUCAAUAACAAGGAUUCUAAACAUUGUACCAAACCGCGAGGAUCUUCUUAAGAUCGCAGCAGCAGGACCUUUAGCAGGCUUUUCGUUGGGCCUCGUUCUUUUGCUUUUGGGCUUUUACUUGCCACCAAGCGAUGGUAUAGGGAUCGUUGUUGAUGCAUCUGUAUUUCAUGAGUCUUUUCUCGCUGGCGGAAUAGCAAAACUGCUUCUUGGCGAUGUUCUUAAAGAGGGAGCAACGAUAUCAGUGAACCCGCUGGUGCUUUGGGCUUGGGCUGGACUUCUCAUCAAUGCACUCAACAGCAUCCCUGCUGGCGAGCUAGACGGUGGACGGAUUUCUUUCGCAAUAUGGGGACGAAAAGCUGCGUAUCGCUUGUCAGCUGUUUCUAUCGCGUUGCUGGGUUUGUCAUCUAUACUUGAUGACGUGGCAUUUUAUUGGGUCGUGUUGAUAUUCUUUUUACAACGUGGGCCCAUUGCUCCGCUGAGUGAGGAAAUUAGUGAGCCCGAUAACAAAUAUGUUGCAUUGGGAGUUAUAGUUUUAGUGAUGAGUUUGUUAGUUUGUUUGCCUUAUCCAUUCCCUUUCACAAGUGAAGCAAUUACAAGUCUUUAGUGAUAUAUACUCACUAUAUUGUUAUGUCUAUUAACAUCCUAUAUUUUGAAUAUACAUGCUUGUACUAUUUUUUCACAAGUGAUAUGAAAUGUUAUUUUAUUGCUGAA
This is a messenger RNA of Helianthus annuus (common sunflower), 1940 nucleotides long. RefSeq names its product probable zinc metalloprotease EGY2, chloroplastic. The coding region runs from base 136 to 1833 and encodes 565 amino acids. The record is from RefSeq and is a predicted model, not a curated record. NCBI's taxonomy places the organism in Eukaryota, Viridiplantae, Streptophyta, Magnoliopsida, Asterales, Asteraceae. Gene Ontology annotation, biological process: proteolysis. The transcript is spliced from 14 exons.